CUGGGUCUUCCGCCCCUCAUACAGUCCUCCAGCUCUAACACAACAGCCCAGUCCUCCAGCCAACCAGGACAGCGUCCACAAUGAGUAAGUCUUUCUCCUCCCAGUCCGCUCAGUCGGCCUCCUCCUACCGACGCACCUUCGGCUCCGGAGUAGGAUCCUCCCCCAGCAUGUCUACCCUGUUCUCCCACGGCGGUCGCGGCUCCUCCGGCUCGGCCCACAUUUCCUCCAGGGUUUACGAGGUGACCAAGACCCACGGCCGCCCCAUCUACUCCUCGGGCGGGAUCCGUUCCUCCUCCGCCGGGAGCAUGCGCUCCUACGCCGGGAUGGGCGAGAAGCUGGACUUCGACCUGGCCGACGCCACGAACCGCGACUUCCUGGACACCAGGACCAACGAGAAGGUGGAGCUGCAGCACCUGAACGAUCGUUUCGCCAGCUACAUCGAGAAGGUGCGUUUCCUGGAGCAGCAGAACGCCACGCUGAUGGUGGAGAUCGAGCGGCUGAGGGGACGCGAGCCGACCCGUGUGGCGGAGAUGUACGAGGAGGAGAUGAGGGAGCUGAGACGUCAGGUGGACGGCAUGUCCAAUGACAGAGCCCGCAUGGAGAUCGAGAGGGAUAACCUCGCCGACGACCUCCAGAAACUCAAACUCAGACUGCAGGAGGAAAUCCACCAGAAGGAAGAAGCAGAGAACAACCUGUCUGCCUUCAGAGCGGACGUAGACUCCGCCACUCUCGCCAGGCUGGACCUGGAGAGACGCAUUGAGAGCCUACAGGAGGAGAUUGCCUUCCUCAAGAAGAUCCACGAGGAGGAGAUCAUUGAGCUGACGAGCCAGAUGCAGGAGACAUCUGUGCAGGUGCAGAUGGACAUGUCCAAGCCAGACCUGACCGCUGCCCUCAGGGAUAUCCGCGCACAGUACGAAGGCAUCGCCGCCAAGAACAUUGCCGAGGCUGAAGAUUGGUACAAGUCCAAGGUUUCCGACUUGAACAUGGCGGUGAACAAGAACAAUGAUGCCCUGAGACAGGCCAAGCAGGAGAGCAUGGAGUUCAGGCACCAGAUCCAGUCCUACACCUGUGAAAUCGAUUCUCUGAAGGGAACCAAUGAGUCCCUGCUCAGGCAGAUGAGGGAGAUGGAGGAGCGUCUGGGCCACGAGUCCGGAGGUCACCAGGAAACCAUCUCCCGCCUGGAGGGCGAGAUUGCAAAGAUGAAGGACGAGAUGGCUCGCCACCUCAGAGAGUACCAGGACCUUCUCAAUGUCAAGAUGGCCCUGGAUAUUGAGAUCGCCACCUACAGGAAACUACUGGAAGGAGAGGAAAGCAGGAUCACUGUGUCUGGCUCCCACUCAGCUGGUCACUCAGCCUCAUCAUAUUCCACCAUUGGGUUCAGAGAGACAUCUCCAGACGUCCCACGUUCGUCAGAGGUUCACUCCAAGAAGACUGUCCUGAUCAAGACCAUUGAGACCCGCGAUGGAGAGGGAAGUCCCACUGAGACCAUGUCUCUAUUGGAAGAUAACGCUACUUUCCAAAAAAAAAAAAAAAGCAGCAGGAAACAAAAGGUGGUCAGUGAAUCUACACAACAGCAGCAGGACAUCAUGUAAACAACAUCAACAACGCGACAACAAGACAACACAUUGCUUUAAAAAAAAUAAAGAACAACACACUACGAAGGGCUAUAAGCACCCCAUGAAGGAUUACAGAUGCCCUAAUGAAUGUUUAGAAAUCACUAACUCCCACUGACUAGAUAUUAAACGACUCAUCUUCAAUUUGGAGCAAAACAAAGUAUCGAGAAACGGAGGGAAACCUGACAGGAAUCAGAAGGUGUGAACAAGGUGGACAGUGUCAUGUCAAGCCCGGGCCAGAACAGAACCUUGCCAGAGGGGAAUUCCAGGACGUUGGGAGUCGGAUGUCUCUGUGCAUGUUUCUAUUGUGUGUGGAUGGGAGGGUCUCUGCUUUUCAAUGUUUCACAAUGUCAAGGGAUUGGAAAUAAAAGCACUGAGAUUUAAACACGAA
Esox lucius (northern pike) is the source of this 2004-nucleotide messenger RNA. RefSeq names its product desmin a (gene desma). The record is from RefSeq and is a predicted model, not a curated record. Bases 81 to 1592 code for a protein of 503 amino acids. NCBI's taxonomy places the organism in Eukaryota, Metazoa, Chordata, Actinopteri, Esociformes, Esocidae. Gene Ontology annotation, cellular component: cell-cell junction; Z disc; sarcolemma. The transcript is spliced from 10 exons. Gene Ontology annotation, biological process: skeletal muscle organ development.